UAGAGAAACGUAGGUAUGCUACAUUUUUGCUCUGGGUAGCAAACCGAGUCUCAACAACCAAACAACAGAAUAAAUAUGAUCAGCCUGUUCUCAGUGCAACAACGCAGAGGCCUGAAAACAGGAAUAUAAGUCAGGACGCGUCGACGUGAGGUGGAAAUUUCAAGAUGACAAUUUAGAUCUUGAUUUUUUCUUCGUUGGAUCGAAUUUCACAGCUCGCUCACCUGCAGGUCACGCGCUCUUUAAAGCACUUCAUACCGGUUAGAAGUGAAAGUAAAGGAAGCGCUUAAGAAGCGGUUUAUAUACGACCUGUUAUAUAUGCUGUUCAUAACAACUUAGCGUUCAUGUAAACUAAGGUAAAUAACUGCAUAUCAGACUCUCCUGCUGACUCAGACACUCAGAGACGCGAUGCUGCGCUGGAUUUUAACGGUCUUCCUCGCCCUGCUUACCAUCCCCACAGUGACCGAUGCUGUGACGGUGCAGCUUGGACACAGUGCCACCGUUUCUUGUCAUGUGAACUGUUCUACAGUCACAUGGUGGAGUAAAGGCAUAGAGGUUUUUCAGAGUUUUAAGAUUUUUGAGUUUUCUGAAGGGAAAUGCACUGUAGCUCCAGAAUUUAAGGACAGAAUUGAAUGUUCUGAAGAGAAGAUCAGAGGAGGAGACGUUUCCCUCACUAUGACGUCUGUUGUGUACAAUGACCGAGGCUGGUACUACUGCUCUUGUGACGGAAAGGACCAGUGUGAUAGGAGGAUUGAGGUACUAGUUCCUACCACCUUAAGUAUCUCUUUUGGAGGUGAGGCUACACUCCCUUGCUACGCUGAAACAGACAAACGGACGGUGGACUCCUCUGCCUAUGUGCUGUGGGAAAAGGACGAACAGCAGGUGUUGAAGCUCGAGAAUGGAAAGAUGUCAUAUGGUUCUGGAUUUGAGCAGAGGGCCACAGUGUCAACAGAACGUUAUAAGAAGGGUGACCUCUCUCUGACCAUCGAUUGUGUCACAUUCUCUGACUCUGGCUUAUACAGAUGCUCCCUUAAGGAUGGAGAACACGGAUACCCUGAUCCCAUCUCUCUGAUUGUUGAAGCUCAUCAGUAUGUUCAUCAUAAAAAGGUGGGUGACUCUGUCCUGCUGGAUCUAGUGGUUCUACCACCAGUGAUGGUAUAUUUUAAGGAAAGUGACGCCACAGCAGACUCCUGGAUGUGUGCCAGGCUGAAAGACGCCUUUCACUGUAAGCCAGGCUAUGAGCAGAGGGCCGCUAUCGUGAAUAACUCUAUCAUGCUGAGUAAACUGUCAGAGGCUGACAGUGGAACUUACACAGUGAAGGACGUCAGGUCUGGUGAAGUCGUUGCCAUUCACAAACUUGCAGUUAUUGGUUUGCCAUCCCAGAAGUUUCCAUGGGUUUCUGCCUCCAUAUUUUGUGCCAUAAUCGUGUCACUUCUCGGAGCAGUAAUCUUCUUUCUUUGUCGGCAAAAGCGGCAACGGCAGACAGAGCAAAGAAAGGAGCAAAAGCAGCUGGAGGCAGGAAAAGCGAAAGAUGUGACCGAACAAGAAGAACUUGUACAGCUCUCCAUUCAACAAACUGAGAGCAGUAUUAGAUCCCCACAUCCAUGGGCUCAGAGUAAACCAGUCAACAGCCUGCCAGCAUUAGAGGAUAGUCGAGAUGAAGACUCCUGUCCUAACCAGGUUUUUGACCUUGAUGGAGAUACACAUUGCUAAAGCUACAGCCGUCCUUAUUUACUCCCUUUCACACAUAGAUUAAGGUGACAGUUAGGCAAAAAAAUCCUUUUACUCCUCAGCUGUAGUUGAUCAGACAUGUUUGAUGCCCAAAGUUUGCUUCUAGUUUUGCACUGGAAGGCUACAAGGCUGCUGUAGCUAACAAGUAAUGAAGCUAAAAUGCCCACAAAUGGAAUCUGCAAGCCUAAAUUAUAAUACACUUGCAUCAAAACACAUCUACUUGUAUGAAAAAUUCCAAAUAGGCAUGUUUGUGUGGUUUCCAAAGCGGCAAAAGUAGACAAGGCAGCCAUCUUGAGGGAGUCGUAACCAUGCAGUGAGAAUGACGAGUUGGUACUUGCUAACGGCUAACAUUCAGAAAGCAUUAGUUUAGCCCCACAACAGCACUUUUUGUUUCAAAAAUGUUUAUUUUCCAGUUUGUAUUUUAAUUUCAUAUGCAUUAAUAUCUUUAAUCUACUGGUUUUUUUUUUUUUGGUUUGGGUGUUUUAAAUAGCAUUAAUCUGUUAGCUUGCUAGCUUGAGUUAGACUAAUUUUGUCCACAUUUCAGUAACGCACUGUACUUCUGCGAUAAGUCUGUCAGUACAAUCUGUACUUUAGAUGACACCUAUUUUAUACAUCCACUUUACUUAGUCUUAUUUUGAGCCUACUUUAUGUAAUGGCAGUCUUUGCUAGCAAUUGCUAGUAAUUGCUGUCAACGUAUUUUAAUACUGAGUGUAGUUGCAAACCUGUAUAUCCAAGUUUCCACCCCAAGAUGGCGUCAAUAACGCAAGUGAACAAUGCACAGUGUGCAAUAAAUAUCAAAACACAAGCUAGUGUAUACACCAGUCCAAAAUGCUACGCUAGAAUGCUAAGCUAAUGACAGUCCAAAAUGCUAAGCUAAGCUAACAGUGACUUGAAGUGAUUGAGCUAGCACAGAAAUAUUGGAACCAAAAUACUUCCAACAUAAAUGAAGCCUUGGACCAGAUAUUAGAAGAACUUGUGCUAUAUUUUCAUGCAGACAAAAUAAUAAGCUCAAACCGCCUCAUGCCAAUAUACUGCAUUAGUAGGAUACUCUGUUGCAUUUACAUUACUAUAAGUCAGACAACGUGAACCAGACCAAGUAAAAAAACACUGUGAAUUGGACCAGUUAUUUACAAUAUAGUGCAGUAUAGCUCAAAUAUCGUCAUUAAGAGAUGAUUUCAGUAUCUUAUCAAACUCUUAUUUUUUAAUCAGUGUCAGUUUUGCAUAUGUAGUUAAUGGAAGCACAAAACUGUAAAACUGUUAUGUUGUAGUCCAUCCUCUAUUAACACUACGAAAUAACACACAGGUCCCAAAUUAGUAUUGGUGACCAGCCAUUUCAGAAGCUUUACUUUAAUUAUUAAUUAUUUUUAUUUUUUUAAUUUUUUGUUUAGUUACAGCAUUUAAUUAAAGCAUUUCAACCAAACAAACUCAACUAUUAGGCCUUAAGCAUUACAGGGCUAAUUUGAACACCUGGCAGCUAAAAUAAACGAAAAGUAUAAGGUUUACUAUGAAAGUACCUCAAGAACAAGUUUUUAUAGUGUAUUGAAACUAAAGGAGCCAUAAACUGGAACAUACUAUGAAACCAAUCAGAAUAUGGAGAGCCUCCUGCCUUAACUCCUGUUCUCUCAUCAUCAGGGCAUUAAAGGAAUAUUGUUGUGUUUUUCAGUCCAGUCUACAUCUGUAGCAUCUGGUUGAUUAGCACAGACAAACAUUUAUAAUUUAUUUCACUAAGAACAACAGUUCACUUGCUUUAGUAUCACUCCAUUAUGUUUGGAGUCUGUACAAAGAAAUGCACCACAAUUACUGCCUGUGGUAACUGACCGUGUGCUGCAGAUUGAGAUUAGACGGAAAAAUAUGGAUUAUUCCUUUAAGAUGUUUUCUUGCUUAACUACUGUAGCUUGUAUAGUCCGUAUAGAUGUUUUACAAUGUAAACAGAGGGAAUGCAAGAAAUACCUGUUUACAGCACUUGGCAAUAGGGAGGAGGAAAAACUGACUGAAAACUUUCUUCAGUCACACUUGAUGGAGAACCUCUGCUGCUAGUGGAACUCUUUUCUACAAACCAGCAACAUCUAAACUGAGCAAAACCUCAAACACAAAAUGUGUGCUGCUAGCGCUCAGUGUUUACAUCAAGCUCAUUUUACAUUUCUAAUAAUAAUUACCACUUAAUAAUAAUUAAUUUAACAAAUGUAAUCGUUUUACCCAAAGCAAAGCUAAAGUAAUAGAGAAAUGUUCUGCAUUUUAUUUAUUUUUAUUUAUUGACUGAUGGUUUUUGCACUUAAAGGUCUGUUUAUGAAGUUGAGCUGCCCUUAUCCUACUGACUAUUUCCUAUUUUAUACUAUUUAUACUAUUUUCUAGAAAAUUCCCCAUCCUGUUGUUCUGAAAUCUCCUGGAAUCACUGAGUGUGCAGUCUUUCUUAUUAGUAUUGGCUAAAGGCAACUACACAAAAGUGACCUUCACAGACUGUUAGUAUUGGUAUGCAGUGUUUGUCAUGUU
Messenger RNA from Colossoma macropomum (tambaqui), 4218 nucleotides. RefSeq lists its product as uncharacterized. The transcript is spliced from 5 exons. Gene Ontology annotation, cellular component: external side of plasma membrane. Gene Ontology annotation, biological process: negative regulation of T cell proliferation; T cell costimulation; cellular response to lipopolysaccharide. The record is from RefSeq and is a predicted model, not a curated record. NCBI's taxonomy places the organism in Eukaryota, Metazoa, Chordata, Actinopteri, Characiformes, Serrasalmidae. The coding region runs from base 406 to 1710 and encodes 434 amino acids.